Molecule: messenger RNA, 2034 nt
Organism: Nematostella vectensis (starlet sea anemone)
Lineage: Eukaryota; Metazoa; Cnidaria; Anthozoa; Actiniaria; Edwardsiidae
Product: 7-dehydrocholesterol reductase
Exons: 6
Coding region: 299-1777 (492 amino acids)
Biological process (GO): brassinosteroid biosynthetic process; cholesterol biosynthetic process
Cellular component (GO): endoplasmic reticulum membrane
Molecular function (GO): 7-dehydrocholesterol reductase activity
Source: RefSeq, a predicted model, not a curated record
UAGAGCGCGCAAAGGAAAAUAACGCAAGACGCCUCGUCUUUGGCCGUUAGAAAUAAACCUAAGGCAUAAGGACGGACGGAUACUUAAAGUUUUUUUUAACACAUUGUUCACGUGGUAAUAUUCAAGAUUGUUGAAAGGUGACCCUUGAGCGAUCGAUUGCACCUAUUGUAGUCUGCGCAGCGGAGUAGAGCGGCGGCCGAUUUUUUUUUCUGGAGAGCGACAGACCCCAAGAGCAAACAAAUCUACGUAAAUUUUCGAGGGCCUUUACACUAGAGAUUACCGUGGGGGUCUGUAAGACAUGAGUCGAAGGAACGUCUCCACCGAGAACGGAGCCGUCAAUCAAAACGGCGACGUUUCCGAAAAACAGGAGUACAGUCACGUGAUGAACGGAAAGAGUCACGCGACAAACGAUAAGGCGCCAGCGAAUCAAGAGAGGCAGAAGAACGAGAAGGUCAAUAUCUCGCCUGGCAUUCCCGGAUUUAGCAUACCAUUGUUGGGGACAUUUAUGCUACUGUGGCCACCCCUCUUCGUAUGGUUCUUCUGGCUUUCCUGUAAUUCAUAUGAGUGCUCGCUACGCACCAUGGGAGAAGUUUUGAUAUCCCACAUACAAGAGGGGACACUGCUAAGUUACGUCUGGGAAAACAUACCGGAAGUGACGUUAUCUGGUGUUGGGCUCUUUCUAACGUGGCUCACGCUACAGCUGGUUCUCUACCUAGCUCUUCCCGGGCGAAUAGCCACAGGUAACCCGACUCCAGCUGGGAACAUUUUGUCUUACAAGUGCAACGGUUUGAACGCUUGGAUUUUUACGCAUGCGCUGUUCAUCGCGCUUGCGUACUUUGAUCUCAUGAAGAUGACGGUGAUUUACAACAACUGGGGAUCUCUACUGGUCCUCGCUAACAUCCUGGGAAUACUGCUGACCGCCUUUGUGUAUGUAAAGGCUCACUACUUCCCCACUCACAAGGAAGACCGCUGCUUCAGCGGCUCAUUCUUCUACGAUUUCUACAUGGGCAUCGAGGCUAACCCACGCAUCGGAAACCUGGACUUUAAAUUGUUCUUCAACGGUAGGCCAGGAAUUGUGGCUUGGACCCUGAUCAACCUCAGCAUGGCGGCGAGGCAAUACGAGCAGCUUGGAUACGUCACCAACUCUAUGUUACUUGUCAACAUCCUUCAGGGCAUGUACGUCGUCGACUUCUUUGCGCACGAGGCCUGGUACCUAAGGACCAUCGACAUUGCGCAUGACCACUUUGGAUUCUACCUGGCCUGGGGCGACUGCGUGUGGCUGCCAUUCAUGUACACGUUGCAGGCGGUCUACCUGGUAUACCACCCUAUACGCCUCAGCUGGAUUGCCAGUUUUGUGAUCUUGGCUCUCGGCAUUUCCGGUUACCUUAUCUUCCGUCUAGUCAACUCCCAGAAGGAUUACUUCCGGUGUCAGAUGAAGCGCACAGGCAGCUGUGAAAUCUGGGGCGAGCCCGCAAAAUACGUGACUGCAGAGUACACCACCUCGGAUGGCGAAGUGAAGACGUCCUGGCUUUUAGCUUCCGGUUGGUGGGGGCUUUCCCGCCAUUUCAACUACGUAGGAGAUCUGAUGGGCUGUCUUGCAUAUUGCGCCGCAUGUGGUACUGGUCACGUGCUUCCGUACUUCUACCUCAUUUACAUGACCGUGUUGCUGGUGCACCGUUCGUACCGUGAUGACGUCAGAUGCAGGGAGAAGUACGGGAAGUACUGGGCCGAGUACACCAAGCUUGUGCCGUAUAGAAUAGUCCCGUAUCUCUUCUAGUCCCGUAUGUUAUCAAGGUCUGCAAGCAAUUCUUUUGUAUUUGAUUUACGCAGGGAAUCGUAUUCUAUUGUAACUGGUGAAAAAAAAAAAGAGAUUGCAUAAGCUCUGAAAUUAUUAUUUGAAAAACCAAAGAAAUAUAUGAAUUAAGGUCGGAAUGAAUGAAAACAUCCUCUUGAAAACAUCCUUUUGGGAAACACGUGGAAAAUAGUGUAUUCUAUUCUUGAAUUAGUAAAUAAUAAAGAGUUAUUAAACUCCAA